AAAUAAUUUGGUGUGAAAUGUAAGGCCAUGCUGUUCUCAACGAAAGGAAGAAUGUAACUGACGAACUAUGAGCUGGUUCAAAGCAUCACUUAGCCAAUAUGCUCAGGAUGCCCUCAGUCAAGCUCAAGCAUCUAUUGAUAGGGCUCUUGAAAUAGAGCCGGCUCAGGACCCAUUAUCAGGAAGUGCACCCGUACCUAAACCUAAGCCAAAGAAGCCUCGCACACCACCACCAUCUAGACGAUCAGAAACAGUUAGAAGCGCUGACAGAGCAAGGAUUUCUGACAAACCAAGGAGUUCUGAGAAGCCUACAGCUGCUGCUGAUAAUUGGACAUCAUGGGGUGCUAGCACUGUGAAUAAUAUUUUUGAGAAUUCCUUUUCGUCUCCUGGCGAAGAAAGUAUUCAGAAAAGGACUCCUCCAACUAGAAAGAAAUCUAAUGCAUUAAAACUAGGAGGACACAAAAGAACAUCCCCUACCAACAAUUUGCGCGGUGACAAAUCACCAAAGCCUUCAAGUAGACGUACAGAUAGACAAUCUCAAAAGACAUGCAGCACAACUGGUCUAAAUCUUGUAGAGAUCAACAUCAACGAUCCACCUGUUGAGACUGAAGAUCUAUUGAAAACUCACAAAGAUUUAAAUGAAGACGUGGGUACUGAAGAGCCCAUCAGCACUCCAAUUUCAGAACAGGAGUUGUCUUCAACUAAACAAUUGGAAGCUGAUCAUGAGCCGUCUGAAAAACCAAUCAAUGAUGCGCUGUUAAAUGAAAAUGAAUUUACAGCUACCUCUCUCAUUCCUACACCUCUAAUGAAUGUUUCAAGCUCCGGAACUCUAAAAUCUGUAUCCAGUUCUGGUUCAUUGCAAACAAUGGAAAACUCAGAAUCAGUUCCUCCUGCUGACAAAGCAAACGACAGUCUCAGGGCAGGUGAUGUUCCUGAUAAAGACCCUACCACUCCAACGUUAUCAACAUGCAGCUCUAGUUCUGCCCUCUCAAAAAGUCUCAUGGUCAACAGUUCGUCUUCAAACAGCUCUGAACAAUCUGCUGCAAUGUCUUUUUGUACUAUAACUAAUGAGCCAAUACAACAGCUUGUUGUAGAUGUUGUUGAUGAGGUGUCAGAAGAUUGUGUUAGUGUCCCGUCUCCAGAACGUGGUGGUUGGUCUGAAGACGAGAUUGACGAGAUUGAUGUCGACAAAGCAAGCAGUGACCAAGAUAGUAGGUCAUCAUUUGAAGUCACAGAACACAAGAGAUGUUUGAGUAUCGGCAGUACAGCUAGCUCUUCAAUUCUUAUGUUGCAGUCACCCUAUGAUACCACAGAUGGAGACAAAAGUGAUAAGAGUGAUAUCAAGAGUGAUAAAAGUGAUGAGAAAUCAGAUGAAGAUUCAAUGAAAACCCCAACUGACCUACCUGCUCCUCCGACACCUACAUUGGAACUUGCACAUCAAACAAUCGUGGAGGAAGUACCAGCUAGCAGUGUUCCUGCACGAAUCAUAACUUCUCCAACCCACAGUGAUCAGAGUGAUCUCAUGGUUAUUUCAGAACCAGACACUGCUUCAAACAACGAGCUUAUGAAACUCAAGGAAAUACUUCAUGCAAGGGAACAGAGGCUGUUCAGGAUGAAUCAUGAGUAUGUUCAAGUUCAGGAUGAGCUGCAAAGUGAACGACAAAGAAGUCAUAAUCUUGAGCAGAAUCUUAAUCUUUUGAGUCAGAAGCAUACUGUUUCUGUGGAGAGGCUUGAGGAUGAACUGGCUGCUAUGGAUGAUCUUAAGAAUCAUCUGGAGGAAGAGAUACAAUCUAUGAGAAAUCUUGGCGAUAUAAAUGAGCUGAAAUGUGAACUAGAUGAAAAGGAUCAGCUCAUAGAGGAGUUAACCAUGGAGGGAGAAAAGUUGGCCCAAUCAAGCUUUAACAGCAGCAAUAAUGUUAAAAAACUUCGACAAAAAGAAAAAGAGGACGAAAAAAUCAUCAAGGAUCAGUCAGAGAAAAUAGAGUCCCUCUCAAGAGAGAUUGAGCAAUUGAAAGGGAAGAUGAAAGACCAGCAGGCAACCGUUCAUGAAAAUGAACAAAACAUAUCAGAACUGAACUCUAUUAUAAGCUCCCAAAGUGAAGAGCUCUCAAACGCCAGAACAAAACUAGAAAACUGCGAGUCAGAAAAUCUUGCCUUGAAAACCAAAGUGGACGGUUUCCAACUAGAAAUAAAUUCUCUUCGAGAUAGAAACGCUCAAGCUGAAUCACGGGCCAACCAAGAAACCCUCAGUGCAAACAUAAAAGCAAAAGAACAAGCCCAAGCAGCGGUGGAACAGCUGCAAGCCAGCACUGACUUGACCAUCAAACAGCUAAACUCCCAAAUCGAGGAGCAGCAGGAGGUGAUUGGUCGGUUGGAACAGCAAGCUGUCUGGCGAGAACAACGUCAAAGGGACCAGAUUCAGGAGCUGCACCUACGCGUUGAGGAUGCAGAUGGGCGCAACCAGGAUAUUUCAACUUCGAUCACUGCGUCCACACAGCCACUUCUCAGGCAGAUUCAGCUGUUUAAGGAAUCUCUUGCUAAUCAGCAGGCUAAUUGGGAGAGAAUUGAGAAUGAGUUGAAGGAUAAGCUGGAUCAGGCAAGGUCGGAGUUAUCUGGUUCAGAGAUGGAGAAACGGGAUUUGUCAGACCGACUGCAAGUAACAAAGAACAAAGUUUCCACCCUACAAACCCAAGUUGACAACACCCGGGCUGAGCGCAACGAACUAGAAGUAACCCUCGAGGUCGUCCAAAACAAACUCUCAAUCCUGGAGGAAGAGCGCAAGAAAGACACCAACAAAUCCGACAGUAUAAAAUCACAAUUUGUGCAAUCUCUAGAAGAGAGCCAGAAGGAGUGUGAUCAUCUCCGUGAGGAGUUACUCCGCAUGCAAUCAUACGUUCGGGAUCUGGAAUCCAAUAAAUCAGUGAUGAGUGAGGUGGAAGAUAUUGCCAGCAGGAGUAGUACUCCCCCUAUAGAGUUCACGUCUCAGACUAAUAUCCUGGAGAGAUCCUUAUUUGGAAGUAGCACUCCAAUGUCGCCGACUCAGUCUAUACCUUCGCAUUCUUCGUAUCUCAUGGAGAAGAUGGCUUCUCAGCUCAAACAGUCACAGAGUGAACUAAUAUCGUAUCAAGAGCAGAUCAGGAGUUUGUCACUAAGCAAAGCGUCCUUGAGCGCGGAAAUUACUAACGUCUCCAAGAAGUGCGGUGAACUGGAACAGAAGAUCGUGGACCUGCCUUUGAUUAAGAAGGAGAAUAAGGAGCUACAAACACGUUACGACACGUUACUACAAAUGUACGGCGAGAAAGCAGAAGAAGUCCAUGAACUUCAGCUCGAUCUUACAGACGUACGUGAAGCGUACAAAGCCCAGAUCGAGCAACUUCUCGCUAAAGUUAUCCGAUAGUAGUCCAGAUUCCAGAAAGAGCUGGAGGGGGGUCUCAGAUUUAGUUUUUAUUUGUUUGAUUUAUUUGAUUUUGGUUAGUUUUGUUCUGGUAUGUUCUUGAUGAUUGAUAUGACAGAUAAGGAGGGUGUAGUGUAGUUGGGUACUCACGGGAAGAUGAAUCACGUGACUAUGGUUAACCAAUCAGGUGCCAGCAUCGACCAUCUGAAGUUAGUGUCACUGUCACGUGUCUCAAAAAAAACAUGGUUCACCUCUCUACCAGUAUCCAUAUCUAUUGGAGCUGGUUGAUUUUUAGAUUUAUUCCGAAUAUUGUUUGCAGUUUGCUUUCCCUGAUGAAAUAUUGGCAUAAACAAUCUGUUAUGACAGUGGAAUGUUGUAAAAUAGUUUGAUGAUAUGGAUUUAACACUCGAUUUGUUUCCCAAUACAGACAGGCAGCAAGAACAAUUGUUGAUAAGCAUGUUAUUAAAUAAGACGUGUUGAAUUCGUUAAUAAACACUAAAACACCCACUACUGUAACAUUGGUUUAAUGUUUUAAGAUGAGUUAAAACCUUUGUAAGAUAUAUUUGUUGAUAGGGAAAAUCCAUUGUAAGUUAUGAGCUAUUUCAUGCUGGGCAGAGUUUUAUUUUUGAAUAUAAUUUGCAUGAUAGCAAUUUUUCUGCUAACUUAAUUGUUGAUUUGAAUUCUUACUUAAAAA
Messenger RNA from Bolinopsis microptera, 4085 nucleotides. Its product is annotated as TATA element modulatory factor-like. The record is from RefSeq and is a predicted model, not a curated record. NCBI's taxonomy places the organism in Eukaryota, Metazoa, Ctenophora, Tentaculata, Lobata, Bolinopsidae. Bases 68 to 3394 code for a protein of 1108 amino acids. The transcript has 7 exons. Gene Ontology annotation, cellular component: endoplasmic reticulum; Golgi apparatus.